Molecule: messenger RNA, 815 nt
Organism: Rhizophagus irregularis DAOM 181602=DAOM 197198
Lineage: Eukaryota; Fungi; Glomeromycota; Glomeromycetes; Glomerales; Glomeraceae
Source: RefSeq, a predicted model, not a curated record
AUGUCGAAAAAAAAUAAACAAUUCGUCAAUACAAAUCAAAAUGAUAAAGUGAGAAUAAUAUUUAAGAAGAAUGAAGGUCGCACGUAUAUUGACUUGCAAGAGUUGUCAUCAAGUUUUACGUUCAUCAAUAAGGAUAGUUUGACUGAAUUCGAAAAUUACAAGAAUCUAUAUGAAUUAUACAAAAGUAAAUAUGAUUCAGUAUUGAAUAAUAAUGCUAAAUUACAGAACGAAUUGCAAAAGUACUUUAAUCUUGGAUUAGUAACGCCAGAAAAUACGCGUCCAGUUAGUGUUAGUACAGCUGAUACUAUAAUUUCAGAUAUGGAUGAACCAUUAAAACAAUUGUUACAAUAUUUAACACUUGAACAUUUACCUAAAUCCACAACAUCAACUCCCUACUCAACAUUAUAUCACGAAAUUAAUGACUCAAAACUUGCCCGUGCUCUGAACUGUGAUUUAGCUUUAAAUCACCUCACAACUCUUGAUACACCAUCAAAAAUUUGGUCAAAUCUAAAUAAUCGUUGCAUUGAAAAAUUUGGCGGCCAAAAUUGCAUAAAAAAUAACGCUAUGUAUCAUUUCAAAUAUAACAUGGGCCAAAACAACAUUGUCAGGUUACCGCAACUGGAACAUGAUGUGAAAUUAUUAUGAUGAUAUUGAUAAAUAGAUAGUAAAAAUUAAUAACUUCUGUAAGUAAAAUUUAUCAAAUAAAAUUGUUCUUGAUUACAAAAUAAUUAUUCACAUCUAAAUUUUAUAGGUUUUGUUGAAGAUGAGGUUAAUGAUUCUUAGCCUAUAAGUGAAGAAUCAAUUUUUUUAUAAAG